This is a messenger RNA of Diospyros lotus (date-plum), 966 nucleotides long. Its product is annotated as NADPH-dependent aldo-keto reductase, chloroplastic-like. The record is from RefSeq and is a predicted model, not a curated record. Gene Ontology annotation, molecular function: aldose reductase (NADPH) activity. The transcript has 5 exons. NCBI's taxonomy places the organism in Eukaryota, Viridiplantae, Streptophyta, Magnoliopsida, Ericales, Ebenaceae. The coding region runs from base 10 to 966 and encodes 318 amino acids. Gene Ontology annotation, cellular component: cytosol.
GACAGAGAAAUGAAGAACAAUCAGGUGACAGUACUGCUAAACAGUGGCACAACCAUACCUAUCAUGGGUUUUGGGACUUUCUCUUCUAUGAAUGACAGAAAGGAAACCAAGCAGGCAGUUCAUAUGGCUCUCCAGAUGGGAUACAGGCACUUUGAUACAGCAAGAAUAUAUGGGUCUGAACCUGCAGUGGGAGAGGCCUUAACAGAAGCAAUUCAUGGUCAGAUGAUUGACCGGGAAGACACCUUUCUCACUUCCAAACUGUGGAGCAGUGAUCACCAUGAUCCCCUCUCUGCACUCAACCAAACUUUAAAGAAGUUGGGGAUGGAAUAUGUGGACAUGUACUUGGUGCACUGGCCGGUGAAGUUAAAGCCUUGGGCAACUUAUGCAGUCCCAAAGGAAGAUGACUUUGAAAGUGGACUGGGCUUGGAGACAACAUGGGCCGCCAUGGAGAAAUGCUUGGACAUGGGCCUCUGUAGGUCCAUUGGUGUCAGUAAUUUCUCUUCCAACAAAAUCCAACACCUCCUGGACUUUGCUUCUGUCCCUCCUGCUCUCAAUCAGGUGGAAAUGCAUCCAACGUGGAGGCAAAGAAAGCUGAUAGAGGUAUGUGGGGACCACAACAUCCAUGUAAGCGCUUACUCACCGCUUGGUGGGCCAGGCAAUGCAUGGGGAUCAACGGCUGUGGUGGAUCACCCUAUCAUCCGAUCCAUUGCUCUCAAGCACCAUGCAACCCCUGCUCAAGUUGCACUAAGUUGGGGGCUAUCCAAGGGCGCUAGUGUAAUUGUCAAGAGCUUCAACGAACAGAGGAUGAAGGAAAACUUGGGGGCCCUUGAUCUGAGAUUGGAUGAUCAGGAUUUACUCAGCAUUGAGAAGAUGGAAGAGAGGAAAAUCAUGAGAGGAGAGUUCCUUGUCAAUGGAACCACAAGCCCAUAUAAGACCAUUCAAGAUUUAUGGGAUGACGAGAUUUGA